UCGGCAUAGUUGAAUUUCAAACAGCAAGCACUAACAAAGCGUUGAAGAAGCGCACAAAAAAACCUCAAACAAAAUCUGAAACUACUUUUUUUUUUUAUUAAGAACAAAGCGAAAAAACUGUUUUUAAAUUUUUCUAUUACUGUGAAGUGAAUAARCUARAUACAAAAAUAGAAAUGUCAUCUCUACCRUUGAUCUUGAGCUUGGCUGAUGAUUUGAGCCGCUUGACUCCAUUCUACGAACCGGUGUUCUACACUCGUUGGCCCGCCGUUACCACUUCGCCCAAUGGCCGUUUGCGAAAAUUUGAAAAGGAYUUACCCGUWGCAACUGUGGGAAAAGAUGGUUUCCAAGCCAGUAUGGAUGUACAACAGUUCAAGCCCAGUGAGUUGAGCGUGAAAGUGGUCGAUGAUCACAUCGUGGUCGAGGGUAAACACGAGGAGCGUGAAGAUGAUCAUGGUUACAUCGCACGACACUUUGUUCGUCGUUAUGCUUUACCAAAAGGAUUUCAGGCCGAUAAAGURGUUUCCACACUGUCUUCGGAUGGCGUGUUAACAGUUAAUGUGCCAAAGCCGGCAAUCGAGGAUAAGUCCAAUGAGCGUGUGAUCCAAAUUCAGCAAACUGGACCAGCUCAUUUGAAUGUAAAGGAUAAUCCUGAGGAGGCUACCAAAGAAGAGAAAGCAAAAGCGUGAUUCCUACAUAUAUCAUUUACUUAAUUCAUAAGCAUUGUAUAAAAGUAUUCAUUUGGUUCAUUAUUAAAUAUUUGGUAAUUAAGAAAUAAGUCUGAAAUUUAGGUUUUUGUUGCGUUUAAAAACUAAAUUAAAAAUAAAACAAUUGUUUCAAUUAAAGCUA
Messenger RNA from Bactrocera latifrons, 846 nucleotides. Its product is annotated as heat shock protein 23-like. The record is from RefSeq and is a predicted model, not a curated record. The transcript has a single exon. Lineage: Eukaryota; Metazoa; Arthropoda; Insecta; Diptera; Tephritidae. Gene Ontology annotation, molecular function: protein folding chaperone. Bases 174 to 686 code for a protein of 170 amino acids. Gene Ontology annotation, biological process: response to heat; protein refolding.